Caenorhabditis elegans is the source of this 3718-nucleotide messenger RNA. RefSeq names its product Elongator complex protein 1 (gene elpc-1). Bases 6 to 3641 code for a protein of 1211 amino acids. The transcript has 12 exons. Gene Ontology annotation, biological process: tRNA wobble uridine modification. The record is from RefSeq and is marked reviewed. Gene Ontology annotation, cellular component: elongator holoenzyme complex; cytoplasm; nucleus. Lineage: Eukaryota; Metazoa; Nematoda; Chromadorea; Rhabditida; Rhabditidae.
AAAAUAUGAAAAACCUACAGAUUGGAAGUGUAAAAACUUUUGAAAAUCCAGAGAUCGCAGGUGCGGACGAUUUCGCAGUUCAUCCCAUUCUUCAAACGAUUGCUGUUUCAACGAAAAAUGAGCUUUUGCUGCUAGAAAACAAUUUGAUCAGCAGCACAAUCAAAUGGGCCGAGCAACGCCGUGAAUUGGAAGUGAUUUCCUUGUCGUUUCGAACCGAUGGAAAUCAAAUAGUGGUGAUACUUGCUGACGGACGUGCUUUGAUCGUUGAAGAUGGGGAAGUAAUGGAUCUAGAAAUAGCCGAACUGACCGACACAACUGUUUCAGCAGCCGAAUGGACCGCCGAUGAGCAAACACUUGCUCUUGCUGAUAAUCAAACCCUUUAUCUUGCAGAUUCUUCUCUUGUUCCUUUUGCAGAAAGACCACUCAUCUUCUCGGAAAAUGAAAGAAAAUCUGCACCAGUUAAUGUUGGUUGGGGCUCUGAGAGCACACAAUUCAGAGGAUCCGCCGGCAAACUUAAGCCAGGAGAGAAAAUAGAAAAAGAAAAGGAACAAAUCGAGCAACAUUCAAGAAAAACGUCAGUGCAUUGGAGAUGGGACGGUGAAAUUGUCGCCGUUUCCUUCUAUUCAAGUCAAAAUGACACACGAAAUUUAACGGUUUUCGAUAGAAAUGGAGAAAUUCUGAACAACAUGAACAUUCGAAAUAUCUACCUCUCCCAUUGCUUUGCACACAAGCCAAAUGCGAAUCUUUUGUGUUCAGCUAUCCAGGAGAACGGCUCCGAUGAUCGAAUUGUAAUCUAUGAAAGAAAUGGUGAAACAAGAAAUAGCUAUGUCGUCAAAUGGCCGGCAAACCAGAUUGAAGAUAGAAGAAUUAUCGAGAAAAUUGAAUGGAAUUCCACUGGAACCAUUCUGUCAAUGCAGACUUCUCUGGGAAAGAAGCAUCAACUUGAAUUCUGGCAUCUCUCCAAUUACGAAUUUACCAGAAAAUGUUAUUGGAAGUUCUCGGAAUCAAUAAUUUGGAAGUGGAGUACUGUAGAAUGCCAAAAUAUUGAAGUUCUUCUGGAAUCUGGUCAAUUCUUCUCAGUUCAUAUCACACCUACUGCUUCAUUCUCUGACGUUAUAUCACAAAACGUUGUCGUUGCAACUGAUGAACUUCGGAUGUAUUCAUUGUGUCGGAGAGUUGUGCCUCCACCAAUGUGUGAUUAUUCAAUUCAAUGUCUAUCUGAUAUUGUCGCUUAUACAACGUCAACUCAUCACGUUCAUGUUAUCACAUCGGAUUGGAAAAUCAUUUCAUUCAGCCAAGACACAGAUGGAUACAAAUUCAACAGCGACCGUGCUUCAAUUGAUGAAGUACUACACACUGAGGUUACGGAAGGGAUUAUCUGUGGAUUUGUGUACGAUGAGCCAUCAGAAUCAUACAUUAUUUGGAACGUUAGCCACGGAAAACAUCAAAUCAGUCGAGUUGGUGCUAAUCCAGAAAAAAUCUUCGAAGGAGAAAAUAUUGGGUGGAUUGGAGUAAAUCCCUCAAACAAGCACGUUGAAAUUGCAUCAAACGAUGGAAAGUUUAUUGACUUGAAUACAAAAGAAGAAUUGUUCAAAAUUGACAAGUUCGAGUCUACCGAAGUGCAUUUUAUACAGAACCAUCACGUGAUUCAAGUGGACAACUCGAUGCUUUUCCUCGAUUCGGAGCGUGUUUCCCAAGACGCUAUUUCAAUUUUAACUCGAGGCUCCGAUAUUCUUCUGAUCGAUUUCGAUAAUAAACUGAGAUUCAUUGAUGCUGAAUCAGGCAAAACUUUAGAAGACGUUCGUAACGUUGAAGCAGGCUGUGAACUUGUUGCAUGUGAUUCUCAAUCAGCGAAUGUUAUCCUACAAGCUGCUCGCGGAAAUUUGGAAACUAUUCAACCACGUCGCUAUGUUAUGGCUCACACUCGUGACUUGCUCGAUCGAAAAGAAUACAUUGCCUCAUUCAAGUGGAUGAAAAAACACAGAGUUGACAUGUCAUUUGCGAUGAAAUAUAAGGGAGACGAUUUGGAAGAUGACAUACCAAUUUGGUUGAAAACUUCAAAUGAUUCACAAUUCCUUGAACAACUUCUUAUCAGUUGUACUGAAGUUUUCGAGGAUGCAGGAUCAUCUCUCUGUAUGACAGUUGCACGAUAUGUCAGAGAUUUGUCGGAUGCAGAAAAGACAAAGAUGUUCCCACUGUUGCUUACUGCUCUGUUACGAUCGAAACCAUCGAAAGUUAACGAUUGUUUGAAAGAAGUUCAAGAGCAUGUUGAGAAAAUUGCUGAUCGUAAGGAUGUCUUCACUCGAAACAGUCUACAUCACAUCUCAUUCUUUGUGCCGGCUAAAGAGCUCUUCAACUGUGCUCUAUCCACAUACGAUUUGAAGCUUGCUCAGCAAGUUGCAGAAGCUUCAAAUUACGAUCCAAAAGAAUAUCUACCAGUUCUAAACAAGCUUAAUCGAGUUAUGUGCACACUUGAACGACAAUACCGUAUUAAUGUUGUACGAGAAGCUUGGAUUGAUGCAGUUUCCUCAUUGUUUCUGUUGGAUUCAAGUAAAGAAAGAGGUUCAGAAGAGACAUGGUGGAAUGAUAUUGAAGAUAUAAUUCAAAGGGAAAAACUAUAUCAAGAUGCACUGACCCUUGUUAAGCCAGGAGAUCGAAGAUAUAAGCAAUGUUGUGAGCUGUACGCUGCUGAAUUGGAACGAAAAGUUCAUUGGAGAGAAGCUGCGUUGUUUUACGAACUUUCUGGAAACUCGGAGAAAACUCUGAAAUGCUGGGAAAUGUCACGAGAUGUUGAUGGUCUUGCCGCAUCAGCUCGUCGACUUGCAGUUGAUGCUGGAAAGUUGAAGAUUCAUGCAAUUAAAAUGAGUACAACUCUUCGAGAAGCACGACAGCCGAAGGAAUUGGCGAAGGCUCUGAAAUUGGCCGGUUCGUCGAGCACUCAAAUUGUACAUGUUCUCUGUGAUGCGUUUGAAUGGUUAGACGCGAGUCGAGAAGUUGAAGUAGGAAAAGAGGAAGCGCUGAAAAAGGCUGCAUUGAGCAGAAAUGAUCAAGUUUUGAUGGAUUUAGAACGAAGAAAAACUGAAUUCGAGAACUACAAAAAGAGAUUGGCUGUAGUUCGAGAGAACAAGUUGAAGAGAGUUGAACAGUUUGCAGCUGGAGAAGUUGACGAUUUGAGAGAUGAUAUUUCAGUUAUUUCCAGUAUAAGUUCAAGAUCAGGAUCAUCGAAAGUUUCGAUGGCGUCGACUGUUAGAAGGCGGAAGCAAAUUGAAAAGAAAAAAAGUUCACUGAAAGAAGGUGGUGAAUACGAAGAUUCAGCAUUGCUCAACGUGCUUUCGGAGAAUUAUCGAUGGUUAGAGAAUAUUGGAAAUGAGCUAUCCCAAUUGAUUCUAGUUUUGAUAACAGUUGGAAACUUCCCAGAAUCUCUUAAAUUGAGAAGCGCUUAUGAUGAAUUUGCCACGAAGCUUCAGAAAAGCAAAGCUGCAAUCUGGCCUGAAAGCCUGUCGGUUCAGCAUCUUCCAGGACCACUUCAUGCACUGUUUGACCCAAACCAAGAGCCGUCGCCUAUCCCAAUGCCUCCCAUAUUCCGGCUUGAACCUGAACUUGUCGCUCCUACAUCUUCAUUUGCUUCAGUUUUCCCAUAAAUUGUUGAUUUUGUUUUCUUGUAUUGUUCUGUUGUUAACCGUUCUCUUGUUAUUGGUAACUAAAGUUUUUAUUCACA